This is a messenger RNA of Penicillium brasilianum, 1508 nucleotides long. The record is from the annotation of a GenBank genome assembly. Lineage: Eukaryota; Fungi; Ascomycota; Eurotiomycetes; Eurotiales; Aspergillaceae.
AUGCAGCGCAUCUUUAUCGACCCUACAAACGAACAACCUCCGACUCACGAUCUCCCUCGGACGGUCGUUCUCCCCGAUGUACUCCCACCAUCCAAGGACACAAAACACCAUCCCACUGAUUCGGGUAACGAGAAUGGCACUGUAUUCUUCGUCGGGGCGGCGACGGUGAUUAUAGAAUGGGCAGGGAUCCGAAUCCUGACUGAUCCAAAUUUCCUUCAUGCCGGUGACCGUGCCCAAUUUGGCGCCGGUGUCUCCAGUGAGAGACGUACUAACCCCGCGGUUGAGCUGCAUGAUCUACCUCGGAUUGAUCUGAUUCUUCUAUCCCAUUGCCACGGUGACCAUUUCGACCAGAAAGUCGAAACCUCUCUACGCCGCGAUAUUCCCAUCGUUACCAGCCCCCACGCACGAGUCCAACUCACCCACCAAGAGCACGAAUCCUUUACGAACGUCUCUGCAUUAGCGCCCUUCGAAACGGGUCUCGUCGAAAUCGGGGGUACCGGUGGACCUAAACGACCACUGCUACGCAUUACGGGCCUGCCGGGUAAACAUGUACCGAGUACUGCCGUAGCUGGGCUGCUCAAUAAAAUGGCCAAUGCAAUUCCCCCCACGACCGGCUGGAUCCUGGAACUCGGCACCAGCGCCGACACCCACGAUCCCACCGAGUUCACCCCGGGCUACCGCAUCUACAUCACGGGCGACACCCUCAUGACGGAAGCCCUAGACACCAUCCACGAACGCUACACGGCCCAAGAUAAACCAAUCGACCUAAUGCUUGCUCACCUCGGUGGAACGAUGAUCCCCUCGCCGACUCUCUCCCCGCUCGGGUUCAUGGUGAGCAUGGAUGCGGCGCAGGGCGUGCGAUUGAUGAGAAUGAUCGAACCGGACGUGACGAUUCCGAUUCAUUACGACGAUUAUGAGAUUUUUGCGAGUGGCUUGGAAGAAUUUACGAAGGAGGUUGCGAAGAGUGGAUUGGAGGGCAGAGUUGUUGUCUUGGAGAGGAGGGAGAGUUAUCGAUUCCGGGUUAGGGGGGAGGUGUGGAGGGCGAGGUCGGAGGAGACUUAUUUUGGGGGUGGGAAUAGUCCGUAGGGACGAGAAGGGGAUUGAAGAUGAGUUGGUGGAAUAGAGUGAGGUUUAUUUUGGGGAGAGUUGAAAUAUGAAGUAUAGAGUUAACGGCGACCGAGGCAACGGAUGAUGGCAUCCCAUAUCGAGACCACCUAUACGACAACCUACAAUGGGAUUGUAGUAAACGGAAGCAGUAUCAUGAAAGAUCAUCCGUUUCGAGCGUGUUUCGGAGACAAGUCAUCGUUGUGGUUCUAUUCCUUGUCAGAAAAGAAUGCGUUGUGGCAGUGCAUGCUUGCAUCUUGCAUGUGCUCUAUUCUGCAUGCUGCAAUCUGAUAGAGACCCAUCACAAUAUUAACGGUCGAUCUUUCGUUUCAAGAUUCAGGGUUCUCGUUUCAGGGACGGGGUCAAUAUCCAUUUACGAGGCCUCUCUAGCGCUUAGUUUGGCC